GCGUUAGAGAGGUCAUCAUUAGAGCUGGCAUUUCCGGGGCACGGGACAGAGUGGGAUCAAAAGCCAUCCCCGCCCACCUUUGCCCGCGCCCAGGGUGAAGUUCAGGGUGUGCCCGCAAGCAGAUGACUCAGUGGGCGCGACCAGCGGCGCGUGACGGCAUUUGCCUCCGCCGCAGGAAGUAGUCCCGGGCCGCGUCGGAUCCCCCGAGAGCCCAGGGAGGAAGCCCGAAAUUCUUGGCGCGUGGCUUCCGGCAGCAGCCGGGCGCAGCCAAUCCCUGGGCUGGAAGGCGCGGCUAGUUCGGCCUCUUGGAUCCUUCCGCCAGGACUUUGCGGUACUGAGGCCCACGAGCCGCCAUUUUGGAUGCUGAGCGGUGUUCCAGAAGUCCGCGCCUGCCGCAGUUCCUGAUCGAGUCGUCCCGGAAGAGCAGCACAGCAUGCUGGGUUCUGGAUUUAAAGCUGAGCGUCUACGAGUCAAUUUGAGAUUAGUCAUAAAUCGCCUGAAACUGUUGGAGAAAAAAAAAACGGAACUGGCCCAGAAAGCAAGGAAGGAGAUCGCUGACUACCUGGCUGCGGGGAAGGAUGAGCGAGCCCGCAUCCGCGUGGAGCACAUCAUCCGGGAGGACUACCUGGUGGAGGCCAUGGAGAUCCUGGAGCUGUACUGCGACCUGCUGCUGGCCCGGUUUGGUCUCAUCCAGUCCAUGAAGGAGCUAGACUCUGGGCUGGCAGAAUCUGUGUCCACUCUGAUCUGGGCUGCUCCUCGACUCCAGUCUGAAGUAGCUGAGUUGAAAAUCGUUGCUGAUCAGCUCUGUGCCAAGUAUAGCAAGGAAUAUGGCAAGUUGUGUAGGACGAACCAGAUUGGCACUGUCAACGACCGGCUGAUGCACAAACUGAGUGUGGAAGCCCCACCUAAAAUCCUGGUGGAGAGAUACCUGAUUGAAAUUGCCAAGAAUUACAACGUUCCCUAUGAGCCUGACUCCGUGGUCAUGGCAGAAGCUCCUCCUGGGAUUGAGACAGAUCUCAUUGAUGUUGGAUUCACAGAUGAUGUGAAGAAAGGUGGCCCCGGAAGAGGAGGAGGAGGAGGGGGUUUCACCACAGCAGUUGGUGGACCUGAUGGGACACUGCCCCUGCCCAUGCCGAUGCCAAUGCCGAUGCCAAAUCCAAACCCUCCUUUCUCAUACCCACUGCCACAGGGCCCAUCGGAUUUCAAUGGAUUGCCUGUGGGGACUUAUCAGGCCUUUCCCAAUAUUCAUCCACCUCAGAUACCAGCAACUCCCCCAACGUAUGAAUCUGUUGAUGACAUCAAUGCUGCUAACAAGAAUGUUCCUUCUGCACAGAUUGUAGGUCCUGGACCCAAGCCAGAGCCCUCUGCCAAGCCCCCUUCUCGACCGGUGGAGAGCUACGACAACUUUGUGCUACCAGAAUUGCCAUCAGUGCCAGAUACACUGCCCGCUGCGUCCGCUGGUGCCAACACCUCGGCCUCGGAAGACAUUGACUUUGAUGAUCUUUCCCGGAGAUUUGAGGAGCUGAAAAAGAAAACCUAGGCCUCUUUAGGCAGGCCGCUUCCGUGUUCUGGGAGUUGAGACUGAACAGCUCCUCCCAGUAACCAAGACCCUCCAUGAAAUUCCGUUUCAUCUGGUAACCGCACUGAGCACACCUUCUCGGGGCUUUCUUCUACCAAAUUCUGUUGCUUUCCAGUUCUCUGAUCCCGAGACUAAGAGGAGACGGGCUAGACGCGCGGGGCUCCUGGCCCAUCCCCUGGAGGGGAGUUGCCGGAGGUGGUGGUGCGGAGAGCAGCUCAGGAAGUGUCUGCUGAACUGGUGGGGAGAGUGGGAGUGGGAGAGAGGCUGACGCCGGAAGCACUGGGGCGGCUCCUGGAGCUGGGCUCUCGCAGGCAGGGCGGCGCUCCUCGUGCAGGGCACUCUUCCUCCUGGAUCCAUGGCAGCGUUGGUCUGGGAAAGCUGGAGCCCUCUCUCAGUCCUACUGGAUUCUCAGGGAGCCCUCGGUGGCCUUCUGCUCCCCUUUGGCCUGGGACAGCACUGUGCUAGCCCAAGCCGUUCCCUCCCACACCCCGCGGGUUCUGGUGACUGCGACACUGGCAGGAGAGGCAGGCCCCACGGUGGGCUUCUGGCUGCCUUAAUGAUGUGCUCAGGCGUCUGGGGGUGAGAUGGAAAGCCCCCAGGAGAGGGAUACCUGUUUUCACUUGAAAACUGGUGAACUGAGAUGAAUGGCUGGUGCCCGUGGGGCUGUGAGUCACUACUCUCCUGGGUGGGUGGGGCUGCCUGCGGCUUGCCCUCCUCGCUGAGCCCAUCUCUGUGCAGGCUGGCUGUGGGAUUCACGGGCAGGACUCCAUACAGACCUGUUUCGAGUGGCUUUUCCUUAAUGGUUUUGAUUGGUUUGUAGCUCAUAGCUCAGUAGCUGCUAAUAAAGUUAAAGAUCCA
Molecule: messenger RNA, 2437 nt
Organism: Ochotona curzoniae (black-lipped pika)
Lineage: Eukaryota; Metazoa; Chordata; Mammalia; Lagomorpha; Ochotonidae
Gene: IST1
Product: IST1 factor associated with ESCRT-III
Exons: 10
Coding region: 434-1540 (368 amino acids)
Biological process (GO): protein transport
Source: RefSeq, a predicted model, not a curated record